Molecule: messenger RNA, 1677 nt
Organism: Emiliania huxleyi CCMP1516
Lineage: Eukaryota; Haptophyta; Isochrysidales; Noelaerhabdaceae
Exons: 2
Coding region: 1-1677 (558 amino acids)
Molecular function (GO): protein binding
Source: RefSeq, a predicted model, not a curated record
AUGGAGGCGGACGAUAACACCCCGCCCGACAGGGAGGACAGCACUCAGGACGACGGCCUCCUCGACGUCGGGCAGACGCUCGGGCACUUCGAAGCGUGGCUCGCCAAGCGGCGCCGCCUCUGCGAGGGGGCGCUGGCCAAAGCCGACGAGUUUGCGGCGGCCGCGGCGCGCCAGGUUGCCUCCCUGCCGCAGGCCGCGCAGGCCGAGUCCUCGGGCUGGGUGCUGCAGGCGCUGUGGCCAUCUGGCGAGCGCGUCGUCCCACUCUUUGUCGGCGUCGCGGCCACCGCCGGCCGCGGACCGGCCUCGGCGCUCGCCAUCCCCCACCCGUGCGUCUCGUCGGUGCACCUGUCCGUGUGUGUGGAGAGCGUCUCGCCCUCGCUGCGCGUCACGAUCCGGGAUGGCUCCGCCGCCGGCCACUCCUCCAACGGAGUCUACCUCGGCGGCAAGCGAGUGGUGGGCGAGCUGCGGCUGGGCGCGGAGGAGGUUGGCGCCCGGUGGGGAGACGAGGCGGCCGAGGAGGCGGGCGACAUCACCCUCAACAUGCGCACCCGCGACCAGCUCGCCGCAAAGUACGGCGGAGCGGUGCCGCGGCUUCGGCUGCGGCGGGACAACUACGAGCCCGAGAGGGGCGGCCACCCUUACGGGCCCUUUGGCAUGGUGCCUCCCGUCUUCGUCGUGCCCGUGCCGCGCCGCGUCUCGUGGGCCUCGCCAAAGGUGCUCAAGGUCUCGGCAGGCGAGCUACACUCGCUGCUCCUCUGCGAGGACGGUCACGUCUACGCCUUUGGCAACGCGCACGAAGGCCGGCUCGGGCUCGGGCCGUCCAGCCCGCCGAAGCACAUGACGGAGCCGGCCCGCCUCGAGCUGGGCGCCCUCGCGGGCGUUCGCGUCGUCGACAUCUCUGCGGGCUCCGACCACUCUCUCGCAGUGCGCGCCGACGGCCGCGUCGCCGCGUGGGGCUCGCGUCACGCCAUCCUCGGCGGGGCCCCUCCCCCGCGCCCGGCGGAGAGCACCGGCCUUCCGGCGCUCGUCGACGAGACGCCGGAGCUCAUCCACCUUGCCUCGGCUGGCAACAAGCACUCGCUCCUCGUCGGCCGCGAUGGCGGCGUGUACUCGUUCGGCCACGGCUACGGCGGCUGCCUCGGCCACGGCGCCGACGAGAGUGACAAGUUCGCGCCCACCAAGAUCGAGGCGCUCUCGGGCGUGGCCGUGCGCGUGGUUGCGGCGGGCGAGACCCACUCGCUCGUGAUGGACGGCGACGGCCACGUGUACGAGUGGGGCUACGAGGACACGAACUCGAUCGAUUGGUCUGACGAAGAGGAUGUGGAAGAGACGCCGCUUCACGUGCGAGGCGAGCCGGUGCUCCUCAGCGAGCGCUCGCACAAGUUCUACGACUCGUUUGGCCGUCGCUCUGAUCCCGGCGCGGACGGGGACGAGAAGAAAAAGCCCGUCUUCAACGAACCUGACCUCUGCGCGAGUGCCAUCGCCGCCGGUUGGGGCAUGACCGCCGUCCGCUCCGCCACCGGCCUCGGCUCGAGCGGCGGCGGCUGGACCGACUGUGGCGUCGGCUUCGAGUCGUCCGCCUGGCCAGGGGACGAAGAGGCGACCAUGGUGGCGGCCGUCAAGGAGGAGGACGAGGAGGAGCAUGAGCCGCAACAGGCGGGCUGCGUGAUAUCGUGA